This is a messenger RNA of Scheffersomyces stipitis CBS 6054, 969 nucleotides long. It is a transcript of the gene ZRT2.2, whose product is annotated as low affinity zinc transporter. Gene Ontology annotation, molecular function: low-affinity zinc ion transmembrane transporter activity. Gene Ontology annotation, cellular component: plasma membrane. Gene Ontology annotation, biological process: zinc ion import across plasma membrane. Lineage: Eukaryota; Fungi; Ascomycota; Pichiomycetes; Serinales; Debaryomycetaceae. The transcript is spliced from 2 exons. The record is from RefSeq and is a predicted model, not a curated record. The coding region runs from base 1 to 969 and encodes 322 amino acids.
AUGGAAGAUACUUGCCCAACAGACAACGAAUUCAACGGUCAACACAUGAAGGCACGUAUUGCUUCUGUAUUUGUGAUUAUGAUCGUUUCAGGCAUUGGAUCCUUUCUUCCUUUAAUUUCUUCAAAGUGCCCUUCGCUAAAUGUUCCACCAACCGUUUUCUUUAUCAUUAGAUAUGUUGGCACAGGUGUCAUUUUGGCUACUGCUUUUAUUCAUUUGCUUGCAGAGGGGAUCGAAUCUCUUACAAAUGAGUGCUUGGGAGGAAUUUUUGAAGACUAUUCUUGGGGAGCCGGUAUUGCUUUGAUUGGAGUUUGGGGCAUGUUCUUAUUCGACCUCGUCGCCAGGAGAAUUAUUAGAAACAGAAACUCCAAUGCAAGCAUUGACAGCAUUGGAUGCUGUACCCACGUUGCACUAUGUCCUAAUAGUGAAAAUGUUGCUAAUACGUUAAGUAAGGGCAACAAUUCACUUACUCGCGAAAUUGACAUUCAGAUCUUGAAUGUCUUUAUAUUAGAAAUAGGUAUUGUUUUCCACUCUGUAUUUGUUGGUUUAGCAUUGGCUAUUGCUGGUGACGACUUUAUUGGUCUAUUCAUUGCUAUUUCUUUCCAUCAACUUUUGGAAGGCUUGGGUUUGGGAGCUCGUUUUGCUAUGGCAAAAUGGCCCAAAGGAAAAGAACAUUACCCAUGGCUAUUGUCCACUGCAUUCACUUUGGUAACACCCAUUUCAAUAGCUGUCGGACUCGGAGUUAGAAAGUCUUAUCCUCCAGGCUCUAGAAUUGCUCUUAUUACCAACGGUAUUUUCGACUCUCUUUGUUCGGGUGUUUUAAUUUACAACAGUUUGGUUGAGCUCAUGGCUUACGAUUUCAUGUAUUCCCAGGAGUUUGAAGAAGAUGAGUAUAUUUCCAGGCAACUCUGGGCUUUCCUCUGCCUCUCUAUUGGAGCCUUUGCUAUGGCAUUAUUAGGAUACUGGGCAUAA